AUGACAUCCACCAUCCAGACCAUCAAGAACACAAUUGCCGAGAACUUCGGCGGGCCGUCGCAUGAGUUGGCCGAGUACAAGUUCGACCUCAGCGAGGUUCCGGAUCUGAGUGACAAGGUUGCGGUGGUGACGGGUGGGAGUGAAGGCAUCGGAUUCGGGUGCACGCACACCCUGCUUUCGAAAAACAUCUCCAAGCUCUUCGUCACCUCGCUGCGCAAAGAGGUAGCCGACGAGGCUCUCGCAGCCAUCGAAGAGGAAUUUGGUGCCGAGAAGCGCAAGCGAUUCAUCUGGCUGCAAUGCGACCUGUCCGACUGGGAGCAAACGGCCAAAGUGGCCGGGGAGAUCGCCUCGCAGACCGACCGGAUCGACAUCCUGAUCAACAACGCAGGGCGGGGGAUCAUGACGCGACAGCUGGCGCCCACGAACGGGAUCGACCAGCACAUGGCGACGAACCACAUGGGCCACGUCGUGCUGACCUCGCACCUGCUGCCGACGCUGAAAAAGACGGCGGACGCGGGCCACACGGUGCGCAUCGUCAACGUGUCCUCGAAUGUGCACACUAGCGCCCCCAAGGACGUCGAGUUCGCCUCCAUCGAGGAGCUCAACCGCGAGUACGACCCUAACGCGCUCUACGGCCGCAGCAAGCUGGCGACCCUCCUGCACGCCAAGUGGCUGAACCAGCAUCUCAAGUCCACCCAUCCCAAUAUCAUCGUCAAUGCCACCCAUCCGGGCAUUGUGGAUACCGCGCAGACCAACAUUCACAUCCAUGAGGCGUACCCCCUGAUGGGGUACGGGAUGUCGCUCGGCCUCAAGCCCUUCCGCAAGACCCAGUUCCAGGGCGCCGUGUCCACCAUGUAUGCGGCUACCGUCGCGACGGAGGGUGGCCAGUGGAUCUGCCCGCCGUGCAUCCCGGAGAGGGGCAGCGACAAGGCUAAUGAUAUGGCGCUGGCGGAUAGGCUUAUGAAGCUGACUGCCGAGGUGGUGGAGAAGAAGACGCGCUCGGAGAGUAGCGCCAAGGGUUGUCCCUUCAAGGAGGACUAG
Messenger RNA from Aspergillus saccharolyticus JOP 1030-1, 1041 nucleotides. RefSeq names its product retinol dehydrogenase 12. The transcript has 2 exons. The coding region runs from base 1 to 1041 and encodes 346 amino acids. NCBI's taxonomy places the organism in Eukaryota, Fungi, Ascomycota, Eurotiomycetes, Eurotiales, Aspergillaceae. The record is from RefSeq and is a predicted model, not a curated record.